Messenger RNA from Talaromyces rugulosus, 1101 nucleotides. RefSeq lists its product as uncharacterized. Lineage: Eukaryota; Fungi; Ascomycota; Eurotiomycetes; Eurotiales; Trichocomaceae. Gene Ontology annotation, cellular component: cytoplasm. The record is from RefSeq and is a predicted model, not a curated record. The transcript has 4 exons. The coding region runs from base 1 to 1101 and encodes 366 amino acids. Gene Ontology annotation, molecular function: metal ion binding; heme binding; indoleamine 2,3-dioxygenase activity. Gene Ontology annotation, biological process: 'de novo' NAD+ biosynthetic process from L-tryptophan.
AUGGAGCUUUCGCCUUUCCUAGCUACGGAGACCAUGGCUUGGGAGGAGGCUGAAGCAGGACUGACCCGGAUGAAGGCAUAUCGUUCACAUGCAAGAAAAUUACUGAGUGAAAAGGUCAAUAUGGAAGAAGCACAAAAGUGUUUAAACUCCGAUUUAUCCCCGGAGAUAUACAAUGGUCUGUUUGCGUGUGUUGCAAUUUCUCGACAUGCCUACCGGUGGGCAACAAUCCCCAUAAUCAAAGUUGCGCAGGAAGAAACGGUUGUUGAAUUCCCCCCUGAACUCGACAUGGCGUGGAGUUUUCUCCAGCAGCGAUAUGGAGUCACGUCUCCUGGCGGAAACGUCACGUCAAACUUUUAUUGCAAUUACGACUCCGAUGAUAAUCUCGUGUAUACGUUCAAUGUCGGAAUGCCCGACGCCAUCCGUGCGGCAGAGUACCAUUUUGGACAUAUUUUCCCAGCCAUGGAGAGACAGGGGCUACCGAUAUAUUAUCAUAUGGUUAUGGCUAUAUUAUCUUCCAAGCGCGACGAUCUAAAACAGACCGUUCAACACCUGAAAUCAAUCAGCGAACAUCUCAAACCAACUCUUAAGAUAUUCUUUGAUUCUUUAGUGGACUCCAAGGUAUCUAAAAAAUACUGGAUGCGAUACGUACAAGGAAUUCAAGGAUGGGCAGCUGGCAAUAUGGUGGAUAGUAAGUAUAUUGAAUACGAUGGAUUAUCUGGAAACCAGCUCCUGCUCUUACAUUGUGUGGAUGCUUUUCUCGGCCUUGAGCCUUAUCUGCCUAUCGAAAAUACGCUCCGGUACAUUCCUCAUCUACAAAGGGAGCUCAGCACGGCAUUCAGUAAACACAGCUUCCGGCGGAAAGCGGAGAAAGCCAAUAAUAGCCGUGUGGUUGCUGAGAUGGAUUCUAUCGCCAAGCAGCUUCGGCUCUUCCGAGCUUCCCACCGCUCCCGAGCAACUCCAUACUUAAGUGUUCCCGCUCCUGAGAGGUUGAUCAUGACUGCUGGCAAGUCUGUAUUGGAAAGCGAUGCAAUCCAGAAUGUUAAAUCAGCCAUUGGAUUUUUAGAUGUCUUGCUACUAAAGCGAUUUCAACAAACUAGAUGA